This is a messenger RNA of Eufriesea mexicana, 2354 nucleotides long. RefSeq names its product poly(U)-specific endoribonuclease homolog. The transcript has 7 exons. Gene Ontology annotation, molecular function: RNA endonuclease activity. The record is from RefSeq and is a predicted model, not a curated record. Bases 47 to 2242 code for a protein of 731 amino acids. NCBI's taxonomy places the organism in Eukaryota, Metazoa, Arthropoda, Insecta, Hymenoptera, Apidae.
AGAUCGCUAGUGCUAUAACAUUAAGCGUGAAGUAGUUAUAGCAAUAAUGAAAUUUAAGAUACUUUUUUUUAUAUUUAUUUAUGUGGUUUUUGUGAUUAGCGAAACCAGCGCAAAAUUUAAAAUUAAUUUUGGAAGAAUUUCUAAAACAGGUGGAUCUUCACAUAGUGGAAUAUCCCGUGGAAUAUCCCGUGGAAUAUCCCGUGGAUCAUACAGUGGAAACUCACAUGGAAACUCAUUAGGAAAUGUACAUGGAGCAAGUUUCAGUCCAAAAGGACCAACAAUACCUCAACAGAACAAGGAUAUUAAUACACACUUUUUAAAUGGUGAAGGUGGAGGAGCCAUGCGACCAACACAAAGGAAGCCUUCUGCACCAUUGUAUCCCACAUAUCCACAAACUUCUAAACCUAUUUCAAAUCCACUAAAUGCAGGAAAGCCAGGAGUUGUGACUGAAAGUAAACAAACUUCUCCUUAUCACCCAUCUGCACCUCAGGAUGACAUGAUAAAAUCUAAUACAGGAUCUCAUUUAGGAAAUAUUAGACCAACUGCACCAGCUCAACCACAUUCAUCAUGGAGUAAUCCUUAUUUAGGAAGCAAUAAACCACUAGUAUCAAAUUCUCAACCAACUGUUUCAAGUCAUUCACCACCACCAAUUGGAUUUAAAGAUCAUGUUUAUCCACAAACUUAUCCAACUUCUACUAGUACUCAAUUUAGACCAGUUACAAAUGGACAUCCUCCUUACCCUAUACACCCCAUGCCUUCAAGUAAUUCGUGGUCACAUCCUAUUUCUCGUGGAUAUGAUCAAAUAACUUCAACCCCAUUAGGAAAUCCUUACUCUAUGCAUACUCCUGGAGGUGCUUAUAGUGCACCUGGGCAGCCUUCGUAUUAUCCGCAGCAAACACACUUUCUCGCACAGCCUGCGGUACAGCCGUUUGUACCUGGCCAAACUGUCGUAAUAGCACCUGGGCAACAAGAUUCUGGUCGAGGUUUUGGCCAGAUGGUUAAAGAAGCGCUUGUUUAUUCAACUAUUAAUGCAGGAGUAAAUAGAAUAUUAAAUCCUCAUACUCAUCAUCAUUAUGUGGAAAGUAAACCUGAUCCUACUUCAACAUCUACAACUCAUAUUACUUACAACAAUCAGUAUUUUAAUACUCCACCUGGAGUUAAUAACAAUAUGAAUUCUACAAGCACACCACAAGCAAUUGGGCCUACUACUAACAAUUUUCCAACUGAAGUAUUCAAUGUGGGUGAUAAUGUUCCUUCAUCAGGAUAUGACAGUCCAUACAAACCAAACACCCAUACUAGUGGAUUUAGUUCAACUCCAGUUGAAAAUGGAAUCAGAACUCCUACUGCAUCUCAUAUACAUGAAAAACAAAUUACGCCUUCGACUGGAUCUAGUGCAUCAAAUGAUCAAAAGAAUCCAUUUAAUAAUCCUGCCAAUAUAAAUAGUAUGCUUUCCUAUAGGGUUUCGGAUGAUGAACUCUUUAGAAUAUCAGAAGAAUUGUUUAGAAAAAGAUCGCACGAUAUAUCGAAAUACAUAAAACUGAAUUUGCAGAAUCGGGUUACAUCUCCUAACGUAACGGAUGAAGCUAAAGAACCAUUGUUCACAGUAGAUGCAGACUUAUUAGAAUAUCCAUCAAUUUAUGUAACACGAUCUUUAUACGAUAGUUAUGCGUAUGAUUCCCAGCAGAAAUUGAAUCGUACUUUAGAAACAAGGAAAAAAGAAAAUCUUUUGAUCGAUACCUUCUUAAAUACAAAUGAAAUGGCAAUAACUAUGCAAUGGUUAGCUGAUCAUGGAUUCAUCGAUCCCGAUGAUUUUGAAAGAAAAGACGUAAUUCGUCGAAUUUGGUUCACAAUAUUCAGUGGUAGUAGUUGCGGAUUUGAACGUGUGUUCGCAUCAGAAAAUUAUGGUUCAGCCAUUAUUGGUAUACAAGAUUGGAUUUAUUUCGAAAACCAAGAAUCUUUGGGACGUAUAAAUUACAUGGGAUACGUAGAUAAAUUGGAUUUUGGAAAUACUGCUUCGUUGUUGAAACUAAAUUUCCAAAUGGAUGGAAUCGUUAAACCAAACGCAACAAUAUUUGUGGGUACUCUACCUGAGUUGGAGAUGUCAUUGUAUACGAUAUGCUUUUAUGCAAGACCGAACAAUGUCUGUCCAGUUUCUCUUGGUGGGACCAAGUUUAAUAUCUAUACGCACUCGUUUACAUAUUUCGGAAACGAAAUUAUAGAUCUCGGUCUUCCAAUAUUCUAGUAUAAAAGAUAUUUCGUUUGUAGUAAUUAUAUGUAGGAUUCGAUAUAGAACGUAGACUUCAUUGUUCUAUAGAUAAUAUAGUAAGUUGCAAAAAUAUUAUUAAAACAAAAAA